UCGACAUUUGUGUGUUUUGGUUUUCUCCUCUGGGGAAUGGCUACCAAGGGCUAUGGAGAUCGCUGGAUUCUCCCAUUCCUGCGUAGGAAUCUUGAGAGAUCUGAGAUGGCUAUAGAACCCACAGAGUGGCAGGGACGACAACGAUUCCUUCUGAAUCUGCUACUCCAAGUCCACAAGCCCCUGCUUCAUGAGGAUCUGAUAGAAAUGGGAAGUCAACUUAACGAAGAUCCGAGGGAGUACGAAGAAGGCUCCUGGCCAAAGGUAAAGGAUUUUCUGGAGAGCGUUCAUGGAAAUAAAAUCCCUCGCCCCUUUGCCAUCUUCAGCCAAUUGGACGAGGAGAUGCCCCAGUUGCUUUUGGGAGUAUAUCACUUUCUGUCUCUGGCCAAGGACUGGUCGUCCUUUCAGCGAAAUGCCUGCUUUGCCAGGAUUCACUUUCAUCCAGUGCUCUAUGUCAAUGCCCUGCAGAUGGCGAUGAGCAAGAGAAAGGAUACCCAGGAUCUGAGAUUGCCGGCCAUGUAUGAGGUGCUGCCGCAGCUGUAUUUUGAGAAGGAGGUGAUCCUGGCGGCCCAGGAAGUAGCCUGGCAUCAACUGACGCCAGUUCGGCUGGUGACUCCCAAACGACGAUGGAAGGACAUCCUUCUGGGACCUGCUCGCAUAUCCCUGCCCCCUAACGAGGAAGCCUUGUCGCCAGAUCCUUUGGUGAUCGACAACAGUAGGAAGAUGGCCCAUGUGAGUUUGGAUCUGGAACUGAACUCCUACUGGAAUAGUCUCAUAAAUCGCCUGGUUCUGACCACUGAAGAGGAGAAACAGCGGGCGAAGGAAAACAUCAUCAUAGAUGGCGAUCGCUUAGUGGCCUUUCGAGGACCUCAAGAUGAAGUCGAUUUUCGUAGGAAGCUUGUGAUGAUAACCAAUCCUGGAUUCCUCUACAGUCUCCAGCAAUUUAUGAGUGUCUUGUCUCUGGAAGAUCUUGCCACUGGGGAAAAAUCAAUGGAAAUCAUUGAUCCACCCCUGGUAACCACUGGAGGAGUUCCCUAUAAAUCCACAAACUUGGAUAUAGAUGCUAUUGAAAGUGUUUUAGAUUUGACCAUACAGGACCUUAAGAGUCAGAUUGAUAGUGCCAUCAAAUGGAAUGAUAAUGAAUCUGAGAAGGUUAUUAUAGCCAAUCGGGUUAUAAGUAAUAACUAUCUCCAGACUUGCCGGCAAUUGAGCUUGGCCAUUAAUGGUUACAGGUUAAAUGAGCCAAGUAUGUUAUCCCUGGCCACCGCUAAUCUAAGAGAUCCAAUCUACAGAUCCUUGCUGAAUCGAUUGAAUCAGUUAUUAGUCUCCUUCGAAAAGAUAAACACGCCCUCCGAAGGGGAUUACAAUCCAUAUAACCCAGAAAUAACCGAUGUUGACGUGGGCUACCUCUCCACAUUUGAGGAAACCUUCGACACCGAUCUCAUCAAUCUGAUUGACCAGCAGCUUCUUCAAUCUCGGCGAAAUAAUUUGCAGUUCCUGCGACGUCAUCUGGUGGCCCGGCAAAGGCGCCUUAAUCAUGAUCCUUUCGACAUCAACCUGGAUAUUACAUCUCCUGCAGAAAUGACCCUCCAGUUGGUAGUAUAUCUAACUCUUCCAAAUGAAAGUAGAGAGUCGGGCUUCCAACUACACACCACCUCGUGCUCCUUGAAGAAGGGUUUCAAUAAAAUCCAUCUUCACUUUCCAACGGCCUUGAAGGAACCCUCCCUAAGUGAACUCUAUGAGGCAGAGUAUCCUAAAACACAAAGAGACAAAUCCAUACGUUUUCCCGCACAUCUUCAAUUGCCCAGAGGAACUAUCGAAGGUCUCCCACUCCAAAUGGUGGUGGAACUGGCAGCAAGGACUUCCCUUGAGCAGGAGUUCAGUGAUGUGUCUGCCCCCGUCCUUGCGAAAACUAUGAAGGAUGUGCUAAUCUUCCAUCAACAGACCCAAAACUAUUAAGCGAUAAUAUAUGCUAAAAUGUCUAAACUCUUAAUUGAGUUUUAGUUUUGUGGAGAA
Drosophila bipectinata is the source of this 2013-nucleotide messenger RNA. Its product is annotated as arylphorin. NCBI's taxonomy places the organism in Eukaryota, Metazoa, Arthropoda, Insecta, Diptera, Drosophilidae. The record is from RefSeq and is a predicted model, not a curated record.